Messenger RNA from Spizellomyces punctatus DAOM BR117, 1277 nucleotides. RefSeq lists its product as uncharacterized. Gene Ontology annotation, cellular component: cytosol. The record is from RefSeq and is a predicted model, not a curated record. Lineage: Eukaryota; Fungi; Chytridiomycota; Chytridiomycetes; Spizellomycetales; Spizellomycetaceae. Gene Ontology annotation, biological process: regulation of signal transduction; regulation of dephosphorylation. Bases 32 to 1105 code for a protein of 357 amino acids. Gene Ontology annotation, molecular function: protein phosphatase 2A binding. The transcript has 7 exons.
UUUGGAAACUGGUCAGUACAAGUAGCCAAAGAUGGCAGCAACAACCGAUUCUUACGCGUCUGACCCAUCCACUACCUACGCCCUCCCACUGCGCAAGGAGUUUCAGCGGGGACAGGCUCUAUACCAGAAGCUCGAAAACUCGGAGCUUGCGUCGUCAGAUCCCGCCUUCCAAGAAGAUGUGACGGAAGGGAUCAAUUCUCUCUUGCGCUGCGCGGCGCUCGUAGAAACACUUGGAGUUUUUAGUUCAAAUGAACUUUUGGAAGAUAUCAACACGGCUGAUCUACGGUAUCUUUUAGUCAAUGCUUAUCUUGCGGUAUUGAUUUCGAAACGCAUGGGGCAGGAUCGCCUCGAAGUAUUGCAAACUGCACAGCAUCAUUAUGAACGAUUUCUGGCGGCAUGUGAACAACAUGAGAUACUUCGGGCAGAUGACAAAAAGUUCUUGGAAACCCAAAUGAAGGGCGGUAUUGCGGACCCCGAAAGGAAAAGAAUGGAAAAAAUUGCACGAUAUAAGCGGGAGAAAGCCACAAAGGAAAAGCUAACGGAGCUCCAUGAACAGCUUUCCUAUCAGGCCAAGGCAACCCCUAAUGAAGAUGAAGAUGUCGAUGAGGAAUUAGACCGCGAAAUCAUUUUAACAACUAUCGACUUGUUUAUACAACGAACGGCUGAAAACCUUAAGCUCAUUCAGGAUGAGCGCAAAUUGUUGGAGAUGGCAAAAGCAAAGGGGACACUUCGAGGACCCGAUUCAAGAGAUCAAACCACGAUCAUUGAAGGAACCCCCCCACCACGGAUGAACCACCAAGGACCGUUAUUAGCCUCAGAUGGGAAGAUCCUUCGACCGUUUGUAAUCACAUCCAAACGUGAAGCUCUCCGUCAGCAAGUAUUCCGGCCCGGUCAUAAUUUGCCGACAAUGACAGUAGAAGAAUAUAUUGACAAGGAAAUCGAGCGCGGGAACUUUCUCAGUGGUGGAGGCAAAGAACCAGAAACAAAAAUAGCUGACGAUAAUGACCAUGAAGCUCUUGAUGCUGAGACAUAUAAAGCCCGACAAUGGGAUGAGUUCAAAGAUGAUACUCCCCGCGGAUGGGGAAAUCGGUAUAAUAAGGGUUAAUAGUCGGAGUUGACUAGCAAGUAGACUAGCUUCCGUCUCUCGAUGUGGAUGCGUGUUACCUCCAGUAUAGAACGACAGAGUGAUGAGAUUAUUCCUGUGGUUCCAACGAUGCGACACCUAAUAAACGCGUCUUAGGCUUCAAAGUUUAUCCGAAGGAAAACUACAAGCGCUA